Molecule: messenger RNA, 1953 nt
Organism: Trichosurus vulpecula (common brushtail)
Lineage: Eukaryota; Metazoa; Chordata; Mammalia; Diprotodontia; Phalangeridae
Gene: CIROP
Product: leishmanolysin like peptidase 2
Exons: 14
Coding region: 1-1953 (650 amino acids)
Biological process (GO): cell adhesion; proteolysis
Cellular component (GO): cytoplasm; membrane
Molecular function (GO): metalloendopeptidase activity
Source: RefSeq, a predicted model, not a curated record
AUGCAUUGGGAACCUCAGAUAGAUGCAGUUCUGAGAGAGGCUAUUCAUCGGAUCCAGGGGGUGCUUGCAGUCCCACCAGUGCAAGGACCCCUUCUUCUGAGUCGUGACCCAGAACAGUAUUGUCAAGCUAUCUGGAGGGACCCAGAUUCCCCAAGCCACUACAGAUGCAGCCUUCUAAACCCUGGCUAUGUGGGAGAAAAUUGUCUGGGGGUAAAGAUUCCUGAUUCCCAUCUCCGUGGUUAUUCCUUAUGGCCGGAACAAGGUCCCCCAGAAUUGAUCCAACCAGAUGGGCCUGGAGUUCCAGACACUGAUUUCCUCUUGUACGUACAAGUAGCCCACACUAUGAAAUGCCACCGUGAGCCUUCCAUCAUUGCUUAUGCUGCCUGCUGCCAGCUGGAUGGUGCAGACCGGCCCCUUGCAGGCACCAUCAUCUUCUGCACACACCACCUCAGUGGCCUCCACUACAGCCACAGUGACAUUGUCAUGGCAACAAUACACGAAUUGUUCCAUGUCCUGGGCUUCUCUGGACAACUCUUCAAGAAAUGGAGGAACUGUACUGCAGGCCCCAGCAUUGGAGAAAAAUGUUCCCCAAGACGACAGGUCACCAGAAGGGAUGAAUGGGGGCAGUUGAUUCUCACCACCCCCACUGUGAGCCACAGCCUAGCCAGGCACUUGGGAGUCUCAGAAGCCAUAGAGGGAGUCCCCCUGGAAGAAGAGGGUCCAUCUUCCUCUCACUGGGAAGCUCGUUUACUCCAGGGCUCUGUAAUGACCGCUACCUUUGGUGGUGCUCACCGGACCCAGAUUGACCUUAUCACUCUUGCUGCCUUUGCUGACUCUGGCUGGUACCAAGUAAAUCACAGUGCUGCACAGGAACUGGUGUGGGGUCAGGGAUCUGGUUUGAACUUUGGAUUGGUCACAUCCUGUACAUCUGGCUCCUCAGACUUCUUCUGUGUUGGCAGUGGGCUGGGCUGUCACUACCUGCACUUUGACAAGGGGCAAUGCUCAUCAGACCCUCUGCUGGAAGGCUGCCGCAUGUACAAGCCAUUAGGGAAUCAAAGCGAAUGCUGGAAGAAGGGAAACGCACCUCUUCCCGUGGCAGGAAACCCACAUGGGGAGAUCUACCAUCCCAAAAGCCGCUGCUUCAUUGCUAACCUCACUUCAGUCCUGGUGCUCAGGAGUGGAACCACACCCUUCCCUCAAGUUCUGCCCUUCAAGCAGGUGGAGCUCACUGGUCGUUGCUACUUACAUAGAUGCACAGAAGGAAGUGCAUACUAUGUGCAGGCAGCAGGAUCACCCUGGGUCCCCUGCUUCCCAGGGAAGGCUAUUCAGGUCCCUGGGUAUUAUGGCCUCCUCUUCUGUCCCUGGGGCCGGUUCUGCCAGGCAAAUGAGGAUCUCAUGGCUCUUCCUCCAUCAACUACAAGCUCUUCAUACCAAGGCUUGCUGAUCCAGUUGGCCCUGGGACUAGCUUGGCCUCCAGGCUACUACCUGAGCAAAAUGCAGCAGCAGGAACUGACCCAAGCUAUACUGCAGGCCCUGGUGAUCAGAGCAGGCAUCCCCAUGUGCCAUUUCCACAGUCCAUCAAUAAGCUCUAAUCUGGUGUUUACUGUGCAUAUCUGGGAGUUUCCUGGCUGUCAAGGGCCCCCAAAUGAGAUGCUAUAUAGGGCUCUGAGACAAUCCCUCAAUGACACACCAUUCAAUGUGGACUAUGGUGGAGCCACCUUUACCACAGACUACAACAGGUGGCUGGCUUCACGAGGCCUCAUUUCCCCAAAUCUGGGUAUAAUCCUGCCCAUAGGCCUCAGUCUCAUGUUACUUAUUCUGAUGGGUACAGGAGGAACUGUGGCCUACAGGAAAUAUCGAGCUUCCCUUCGAGUUGCACCAUCAACCUCUUAUCCUUCAUCAGGACUCCCACAAUCAAUAAGAAACCUAUCUGAGGGAAUGAGGGAAGUAUAA